AUGAUAGUGAACCAAAACAGGGAUACGUUCGAGUACAUAAAAUCUUUAGGUCUCGAAGUAGAACACCUCAAAAAUAAUUUGGAAGACCAGAAAAUUGAUGUGAAAUGUAUCACUCAGGCCAUUGAGUCACUUAAAAACCCUCGAGUAGACUCCAUUGAUAGUGAUAUAUGUGACAUGAAGAAUAUUGUGCAGGAAUUAAAAGCACAAAUUCAGAACACAACCCGGCAGGAGAUAUCCACAGACAAAUUCACAAUCGACAUAGAGCCUAUCUCGCAAAAAGAUAGGAAAAUUAACGGAGGAAAUAAAGGAACUAAAGGAACAUGGAACAAAAAGUCUACACGUCUAUUUAACACCGCUAAGGCAAAUUGGUCAAUUUUUAGAGAUGUUUUUAAAGAAGGGUUAAAAAAUGAUAAUAUUACAGAAAUAAAAGUUAAUCUGAUAAAAACAACAAAUGAUUUGGAAGACAUUUUAGAGAAAUACAUUAAACAAGUCAGCAUUGCCAGUAAAAGGGCAAUACCACCUAUCUCUAAAAAAAUUAAUACAACCUGCACUCCCUGGUGGACUAAGGAGUUAGGAGCUGAACGACGAGAUUUAAUAAGAUUAAGAAGAAGAAUAAGAUUUGCAAACGCAAGGCGUAAACCCUUCCUUAUCCAAGAAUUUACAGCAGCCAAAGAAAAAUAUGUGAGUAACAUAAUGUCUACAAUUACUGCGAGCUGGAAGGAGCUAUGUACAAAGCAGGAAAAAGAGACAAUAUGGCAGAGCAUUUACAGAAUUAUUAGGAAAUGCACAACAACAAACGAAGACAAACUUUUGCGUUUAGGAGAAAAAACUCUCAAUCCUGAUGAUUCAGCUAAGUUACUAGCUAAAGUAUUCUACCCUGAAGAUGAAGUAAAUAAGGACACCGAAGAACAAGGAAAAGUUCGUGAUGAAUCGAAUGCAAUUAUUAAAGAUCUAAGAUAUGACUCUAUUAAUUUUCCGAAAUUCACCGAAGAAGAAAUAAAAAUGGUACUACAAAGAAUAAGCCCCAAAAAAGGCACCAGGAGAAGAUGGUAUAACAUCAGACAUCUGCUAUGA
Messenger RNA from Parnassius apollo (apollo), 1074 nucleotides. The record is from the annotation of a GenBank genome assembly. Lineage: Eukaryota; Metazoa; Arthropoda; Insecta; Lepidoptera; Papilionidae.